AAGCGAAAGGUUGAAAAUUGAAAGCACUCAAACAAACACAAAAUCCCAAUGGGAAUCUUUCUCCUUCUUCUUCCUCUCCCACUGUGCGCCCCAAGCCAUCCCUCCUCGCCACCUCCCUUCUUUUUAUGCUCUCUUUCUCUUUUCCUAGCUUUUCACCCCCCUUCCUCUUCUCCCCCCCCCUCUCUCUGUCUUCUUCCUCACCACACUCACCGUUCUCUCUGCUUCCUGCUCGCUUUGUUCAUGGGAUUUUCAUGCGAUAAUGUUUUAGACGAGGAACAAAGUGAAGUUCACUUGACAGAUGAGACGGUAGCAACCCAGCAAAGGACUCUGGCUCUGAUGGAAGUGCGUCAUCAUCAACAACAAGGGGUUGAAAGCGAAGCCGAUUUCUGGCCAGUAGAACACCCUCUGGAGCCCAGAGAUGAAGACCGUCCUGUGAAAUGCCCAAUGCCUCAAUCUUCUGUCAUCAACGAGGGAGGGGUGCAAGAAAAAAGGUUUGCAGAAAGCAUAAGGAAGAGAGUGGAGGCAUCUGCAGAAAUGGCAGAAAGAGGGAGAAGAGAAGGCAUGGAAGCCGACCCUCCAGAUCUGGCUCGAGCCGUUCGAAAACGGCAUCACACUCUCACACAAGAAGGAGAACUUGAGAUCACUCCCUUCAUUAGAACGCCACCACUCCCUCCAUUACCCUCCCAGAACGUCACCGUCUUUCAAAUGUUUCAGCAGGUCGACAAGUUUGACUCUUGAAAUCAAGAAAUCAGUUCACUGCCAACAAUUUGCCAAUGAGUCACUGAGAUUGCAUGACAGCCUCAGUAAAAGAUAUGAUCAACAUACAAGUAGCUAGAACAAGUAUUCUUCCAUCACUGUAUACGUCUUCGAUGUUUUCUGUUAAAAUCAGACAAUUUUAUACUUUUAAAAAGCCAUCAGAUAUGUUAAGAGACUGCUCAAUUGAUUCA
Prosopis cineraria is the source of this 947-nucleotide messenger RNA. RefSeq lists its product as uncharacterized. The record is from RefSeq and is a predicted model, not a curated record. The transcript has 3 exons. The coding region runs from base 49 to 738 and encodes 229 amino acids. NCBI's taxonomy places the organism in Eukaryota, Viridiplantae, Streptophyta, Magnoliopsida, Fabales, Fabaceae.